AUGGCUUCACACCUCACCGAUGAGAAGAACAGCAUCAGUUCGAUGGACAAGACGGGCUCGCCUCAACACCAGCAGCCUGUCGUUCGCUCCCAGCCAGCAAAGGGCAAGUAUGCCAUGGACCUGUCUGCCGCCUCUGGCAAGUCCAAGGUCCCUGCCAUCCUCAUGGUCACCUUUGCUGCCUUUGGUGGUCUCCUCUUCGGCUAUGAUACCGGCUACAUCUCCGGUGUCAAGGCCAUGCCAUACUGGCUCCAGUCGUUUGGCUCGCCUGACGCGACUGCCGUCUCUGGCUACAGCAUCACCACUUCUCAGGAUUCGCUCGUAACCUCAAUUCUCUCGGCCGGUACCUUCUUUGGCGCUCUCCUCGCUUUCCCUCUCGGUGAUCUUGCUGGUCGCAAGCUCGGUAUUCAGCUAGCUUGCAUUGUCUUCUCCAUCGGUGUCGCCCUGCAGACUGCUGCCACCAAGAUCCCCCUCUUCGUCGUCGGUCGUGUCUUUGCCGGUCUCGGUGUCGGUAUGGUCUCGUGCCUUGUGCCCAUGUACCAGAGCGAAUGCGCGCCCAAGUGGAUCCGUGGCGGUAUCGUAGCUUGCUACCAGUGGGCCAUCACCAUCGGUCUAUUGCUCGCCGCCAUCGUCGUCAAUGCCACCAAGAACCACGACAGCGCCUCAGCCUACCGUAUCCCCAUCGGUAUCCAGUUCGUCUGGGCAGCUAUCCUUGCCGGCGGUAUGGCACUCUUGCCCGAAUCGCCUCGCUACCUCAUCAUGAAGGGCCGCGACGAAGCCGCCCGCCGCUCGCUCGGCCGCGUCCUGACUGCCGAUGCCGACAGCACUGAGGUCAAUGAGGAAUUCGCAGACAUCACCGCCGCUCUUCAGCACGAACGCGAGAUUGGUGCCACGUCAUACCUAGACUGCUUCCGAUCUGGCGAAGGCCGCAACGCUCUCCGUUCGCUCACCGGUAUCUUCCUCCAGGCGAUGCAACAGCUCACUGGUAUCAACUUCAUCUUCUACUACGGUACUACCUUCUUCCAGCGCUCUGGUAUCAGCAAUCCCUUCCUCAUCACCAUCGCCACGAACGUCGUCAACGUCGGUAUGACCGUCCCAGGCAUCCUGCUCGUCGAUCGUGCUGGUCGUCGUUGGUUGCUCAUCUACGGAGCUAUCGGCAUGUGUGUCUGCGAGUACCUCGUCGCCAUCGUCGGUGUCACCAUCUCCACCUCCAAUGAAGCCGGCCAAAAGGUCCUUGUCGCAUUCGUCUGUAUCUACAUUGCCCACUUUGCUGCCACCUGGGGUCCUCUCGCCUGGGUCGUCUGUGGUGAAAUCUUCCCGCUCGCCAUUCGCGCCAAGGCAAUGUCCAUGUCCACCGCUUCCAACUGGCUGUGGAACUUCGGUAUCGGCUAUGCCACUCCUUACCUCGUCGACUCUGGCCCCGGUAAGGCUGGCCUCGGUGUCAAGGUGUUCUUCCUUUGGGGCUCCACAUGUCUGCUGUGCAUUGUCUACGCCUUCUUCCUCAUCCCAGAGACAAAGGGUCUAUCGCUCGAGCAAGUCGAUAUCCUGUACCGCAAUUCUUCGAUCCUCAACUCCAACAAGUACCGAAGACAAUUGAUCCAGCAGGAUGUCCACGCUGCCGACGUCGAGGGCGCAGCAGCAUUGCCAGAAGACAAGCGACCGGCACUGCUCAACCCUACCAAGAGCAACACCGGCGAAGUCGAGCACAUUUAA
Messenger RNA from Mixia osmundae IAM 14324, 1710 nucleotides. RefSeq lists its product as uncharacterized. Gene Ontology annotation, molecular function: carbohydrate:proton symporter activity. Lineage: Eukaryota; Fungi; Basidiomycota; Mixiomycetes; Mixiales; Mixiaceae. The transcript has 5 exons. Gene Ontology annotation, biological process: transmembrane transport; carbohydrate transport. The coding region runs from base 1 to 1710 and encodes 569 amino acids. Gene Ontology annotation, cellular component: membrane. The record is from RefSeq and is a predicted model, not a curated record.